Messenger RNA from Salvelinus fontinalis (brook trout), 2280 nucleotides. RefSeq names its product poly(ADP-ribose) glycohydrolase-like. The record is from RefSeq and is a predicted model, not a curated record. Bases 54 to 308 code for a protein of 84 amino acids. NCBI's taxonomy places the organism in Eukaryota, Metazoa, Chordata, Actinopteri, Salmoniformes, Salmonidae. The transcript has 3 exons.
AGGAAUAGCCCCAGAAUUGGCCGUGCCCGAGAGAAUCGGAACUGUGAUGUAUCAUGGCUCUGCUCCAGAUGCUGGCAGCUGCCGAGGCGGGCCGAGACGUGGCCUACUUCACCUACGGUGACAGCGACCUGAUGACCAGACUUCCACACCAUGCACUCCUUCCUCACACAGAGACAAGUCAGCGUAGGGAUGUGUUUGGUCUCCUGGGUCAGUACUACAGCUCAGUGUGUCAGAGCUGCCUCACCCGCCAUCCUGACAUCAGCCUCUACUCCUUCAUUUACCAGGAGGUCGGCUCUGGCUCCCCCUAGACCAUAGAAACACACACACACAGGCGCCACCCCCUAUACCCCCUGCGCCACAGAAGCCAGACAGACCGUCCCCACAGAUUGCCACUAAGGUCAGGUGGAUGAUGAGUCACCAUCUCUCCCUCACCAUACUGAAAAGCUACACUAACACAGGUCCAUAGCUGAUCUAUUACCUUCUUGUGAUUCAUACAUUUCUAUUUAUGACCAUAUAGUAAAUGGAGGAAAUGCCAUUUGAUACGUCAUCCGCUGUCCACUGUUGGCUGUUAUUUUCGAAGUUCAUGGAGAAAUACAUUUUAAUAGAAUGGCAGAGGAAGUGUUUCAGUACGCUAUUCCCCACGUGCCACUCCAGUGAAAGUUAGUCUUCUAAUUCUGCUGGUAGUAGCUAAUAAACAAAUGGAUGGAGCUUCGAUACGGUGUGAUUGUGAUUUUUAAUGGUGAAGCAAAGGUUGCCAUCCAUCUUUUGAGUCUGUCAUGUUUCCUUUUUUUUACGCCCACACAUCCAGACUAAUUGAAUUGGUUGUCAGAAAUCCAGUAAAAGGAAAUAAUGAAUAGAGCAGUUCUUAGAGAGAGCUCAGAGCAAUCUCUAAAAGAGAUUUUGAUUUAAAGCUCGCUUUUUCCAGUUGCUCUUAGGGAAAUGAUCAUCAGUCUAUGGCUAGUUAGACUCUUUUCUGCACUGGAUAGAAAGAAGCUUACUGUAUGCGGGAAUGAUCACGUGUGUGUGCCAUGAUCAUUUAGUUUCUUUAAAAUAUUUCAGAAUAUCUUAACCAUGGACCUCCUUUAAGUGGUUAUAUUAUUGUUAGUCUUUUUUUUUGUGCCACAUGCAGGUUUAGAAUGUGAACAAGUGUACUUAAUGUUCAAUAAUUGUAUGUGAUUUUUUCAACUAUAAACAGUAGGUCUGCUACGUCUGCAUCUCGGACUGUAUUAAAACAUUAUUUUAUUAAGAUAGAUAAUACUGUAUAUCUCAACAUCUUGAAACAUUGAAAAGUGAGAAACUAGUUUUGAAAUGUUUUGUGCGAUUGAUUAUAUAUAUUUUUUAAUGAUUUCUGACAACUUCGUUAUAUGCAUAUUGUUUCUGUCUUCAGUUUGUAGUAUGAUCCUAGGCACCAAUACUGAAUAUAACAUUGUACUGUCUUUCAAAUGGCUUUUUUAAUAAUUCAUAAAGUUUGUAAUUUACACUAUAAAAUGUCAGACUUGAUUUGCCCAAACAAAAAAUUGAUCAACCCCUAUAAAAAUGUCCAUGAAUUAUAUUCACAGAAACAACGGUACAGAUUAUGAUGACACCUUAACAACGUCAAUGACUGACGGUUCUAUUUCGGUGGACAUAGGUUAUAGGCAGGUUAUAGGCAUGCCGAGUCCCAGGCAGUUCCAGUCCCCAUACAGCUCAGCUUUAAUGUUUUAAAUCCUCUCAGAACCAUCGCCUUGCCCUUUCACUCAUAGUUUAAUAAGGUCACACCUUUUAUAUAAACUGUACAUGACACCUCAUUAAGUAACGACAAGAUCUAGUCAGUUUCAGUCAGGCUGCUAGCUAGAGGGAGGAUGAGGGUUGAUUUCCCUUCCAGCUAGAAAUUUGUCUUAUUUUCAUAUGAUUCAAGAGCAGGACUGCAGCUCAAAUGACACCCUAUUCCCUAUUAUGUGACCAACCGAUCGAUUCAGUCUUAUGUAGCAAAAUUUGAAAUUGUGUUUUUUUACAUUGGAUAAAAGUAAAGACUCCAAGCUAGAAAAUGGUAGUUGAGGAACAAUGGGAAAGUAAUUAUUCUUUGAAAGUUGUAACCUCACUUUUGAGAAAAUGCCUCUUGAAUAUUUGGGUACUUAUUGGAGAGCUCUUCUUUGUCUACAACCAUUCAACAUCAUUCACACCCUCUUAAGCUUUAGCCACACCCAUCUCUUUAAGGAUUCACAUGUGAAGCGGUGUAUUAAACAACCAAAGAUGUCAAGACUAAAGGCUGAUUUAUACUAUGGGUGUGUCGUAAAUUUA